Schistosoma turkestanicum is the source of this 1051-nucleotide messenger RNA. Lineage: Eukaryota; Metazoa; Platyhelminthes; Trematoda; Strigeidida; Schistosomatidae. The record is from the annotation of a GenBank genome assembly.
UGAGGAAUGCGGUACUUUUAAAAAUUACGUUACUACGUUGUGCUUGUAUAUCUUAGGGAAUAAUUAUGUGUUCCGCAGUUGAUCGUACCUCUGAUUUUAUACGUUCCGUUCAACUUAAUCGAUCGAAAUUAAAUGACUUAAAACGUCAAGAUGAUUUAUCAUCCAAUUCACUUGGAAAUCAAUUUACAGAUCAUACAUCUUUGGGACUAUCUAAAGCUAACUCCAAUGACCCAGUAAAUGAAAAUACUAUUCCCAGUAAAUCUAAUGUUCCAAAUGGAUUAAUAAAAAGUCAAGAUUAUUCAUUGGAUAAAAAAAAAUCUACUACUCUACUUAGUCAACGAUCACAAUUUAUGAAAGCAGCAUCAAUGAUUAGUCAAGAUUUGACGAAUACAUUUUCUAAAUUAGAACAAUUAAAUGCAUUAGCUCGUAAACAAACAUUAUUCGAUGAUCAUAGUGCAGAAAUGCAACAUUUAACUUAUGUUAUCAAAGAGUCUAUAGCAAAUUUGAAUAAUCGUAUUGCUAAUUUACAAGAAAUUUCCAAAUCUCAAUUAUCUAAUGGGAAACAACAAUCUACACAUUCUCGUUCUGUAUUGAUGGUUUUACAAACACAUCUUGCUAAAAUGUCUAAUCAAUUUCGAGGAGUACUUGAGUAUCGUUCAGAAAAUCUCAGAGUACAAAAUGCACGUAAAAGUAAAUAUAGUUCAUUGAAUGAUAUGUAUAAAUCAUCGGAAACACUAUCAACAUCAUCAUCAUCAACAUCUGGAAAACCUCCUCUGCCACAUGUUGUUAUUCCGUCAGUUUUGUUAAAAGAUGAUGAACGUGCUAGAGAAGCUUUACUUAGUGAAAAACAAGGAAAUGAUGGAUUGGAUGGUUUAGGCAGUUUAGGAUCAUCUUCUAUCCCGAUGAAUUCAAAUUUAGGACUUGCUCAAAAAUAUAUCAAUCCUGAUCAAACUGAUUCGUAUUUAUUAUCUCGAUCAGAAACAAUGCAAAGUAUUGAACAUACAGUGAUUGAAUUAGGACAGAUUUUUCCAACAAUUAGCUACUAUGGUUA